UCCGUAAACAAAGGGCAUUGUGAAGGCGAGAGCUCCGGGAUGUGACCCCGGCUCAAGCUGCAGCUGUAGCAUCGGCGGCUGCAGCUGCGGCGGUGGCUUCAGAGGCCCCGGGGUCCUUGCAGGUUGAAGAAGAGGACCCCGAUCCCCUUCUUCCCCAGGUUAUAAGAAGCUGGCCUUGGUGCAGUAAGGAACUUAAAACAAUGGAGGAGCGCAAAGUGAAGAGGAGGAGUCCUAAGUCUUUUAGUGCCCACUCUACUCAGGGUGUUAAUGCCAAAAAAAAUGCCAUUCCAGUUAGUAAAAGCACGGGGUUUUCAAAUCCUGCAUCACAGUCAACUUCACAGCGACCAAAGUUAAAAAGAGUGAUGAAAGAAAAGACCAAACCUCAGGGUGGAGAAGGCAAAGGCGCUCAGUCAACCCCGAUCCAGCACUCUUUCCUCACCGACGUCUCCGAUGUCCAGGAGAUGGAGAGGGGGCUCCUCAGCCUUUUGAAUGACUUCCACUCUGGAAAACUCCAAGCAUUCGGAAAUGAAUGUUCCAUUGAACAGAUGGAACAUGUACGGGGAAUGCAGGAGAAAUUAGCUCGCUUGAAUUUGGAGCUCUAUGGGGAGCUAGAGGAACUUCCUGAGGAUAAGAGAAAAGCAGCCAGUGACUCCAAUCUGGAUAGGCUUCUGUCUGAUCUAGAAGAAUUGAAUUCUUCCAUAAACCCUAGAGCUGCACUGUCCAAUAUGGCAGCCACUAGCCAAGUAACUACUGAGCACACAAAGUGUCGGCAACAUGGAUUGACAUGUGCUUUAAGUAUAACGUGCACACCUGAUUUCAAAGAUUUAGAAUGAAAAGAUGUAAACUAUCUCAAUAUUUUUAUGAUUACAUGUUGAAAUGAUAAUUUCAUGAUUAUGAGUAUAAGUAAAAUAUUUUUAAAACUAUGUCUGUGGCUUACAUUGUAUUUCUAUUGGACAGUACUGCUGUAGACUUUAGACAUCGCCACUGAGUUAUUCUUCCUAAAACAUCACUUUCAUCUUGCCAUUCUUGUUUCUUACGAAGUUUUUACUAUGUCAGAUUUUUAAAAGGUUCUCAGUAAUUUGAUCACAGCAUAUUCAUCCUGUUAUAGUUUUCAUUAUUUUUCAUUCCCACCAAGUUGGCUCUCUGGAUGCCCAAGUUCAUGCUCACCUUAAUGCCUUUGUUCAGGUUGUACUUUCUACCUAGAGUUGCUCUGGCCUCCCCCUUCUUCUUAUCAAAUAACACUCAAGCUGACCACUUCCAUAAAGCAUUUUGUUUGUACCCCAAACUAGCAUUCUGUGUUAUUUCAUUAUCUGUUGAUAUGUGUUAAAUCUCAACCUUCCAAUUGAACAAGAUACGUCUCUGACGGCACAGCUCAUGUCUGUACAUUUUUGCAAACGUCUGCUGUACACGUAUUCCUAGCAUUUAGUUGUCCUCAGUAUAUCCAGAUCAUUGUUGAGUCUUGAAUUGAGUCUUGAAAAACAGGUGGCAAGUGGAUCAUAUAUAUGAAAGAGGAAAAUGAAAGGCAGUGAUGAGAAGGGAAUGGAAUAAACUAUGCAGGAAUUUUAUGCUAUUUCCAGUUUUCUUGAAGAAUAAUUCAGAGGAUUAUAGGAAAGGUUUUAGAGCUAUGACGAUUUUAUUUCAUUCUCUUGGACUUUCACAAAGAAAUUAUUUUCCCAAGGAAAUGAAGUGGUGUUGUCUUUUCAAGUGAAUUUUGUUAAUCCAGUAAGUUUUCAUAUUUGCCUCUAAUCAGCUUCUUACCAUGAAAAUGAUUCUUGCUGCAUUAAAAUAAUUCUGUGCUCUA
Messenger RNA from Orcinus orca (killer whale), 1801 nucleotides. RefSeq names its product coiled-coil domain containing 28A (gene CCDC28A). The record is from RefSeq and is a predicted model, not a curated record. The transcript is spliced from 6 exons. The coding region runs from base 201 to 833 and encodes 210 amino acids. NCBI's taxonomy places the organism in Eukaryota, Metazoa, Chordata, Mammalia, Artiodactyla, Delphinidae.